This is a messenger RNA of Trichosporon asahii var. asahii CBS 2479, 1068 nucleotides long. RefSeq lists its product as uncharacterized. The record is from RefSeq and is a predicted model, not a curated record. The coding region runs from base 1 to 1068 and encodes 355 amino acids. The transcript is spliced from 3 exons. Lineage: Eukaryota; Fungi; Basidiomycota; Tremellomycetes; Trichosporonales; Trichosporonaceae.
AUGACAGUCGACCUCCCCAAGACCAUGAAGGCCGUCGUCCUCGAGGCCCCCUACAAGGUGGCCGUGAAAGAGGUGCCCACGCCCGAGAUCAAGGAGGACAACGACGUGAUCGUCAAGACCAAGCUCGCCGGUCUUUGUGCAGAGCAGGCAUGUUGGAAUAGAGAAGCGUCGCCGCCCUCGCCUCCGCCUCCGCCUUCGGCUCCGGCGCCGGCAUCGCUAACAGCAGGCUCCGACCUCCACAUCUACCGCGGCCACCAGCCGGGCUGUGACGGCAUCACGAUCGGGCACGAGAUCCUCGGCACCGUCGUCCAGGUCGGGAAGGGCGUCAAGAGCUUCAAGCCGGGAGCCGAGUACGUGCGCAUCCCCGAGGGCGAGGCGUCGCUGUACCACGCCCCGCCCGAGGUGCCCGAGAAGCUCAUGCUGCUCAUGGCCGACAUCAUCCCGACGGGGUACUACGUGGCCUACCAGGCGCGGCACGGGAUGGAUGACGGGCAGAUCCCCUCCCAGUCGCUUGACGGCACGGUGGUGCAGCCCGAGGGGAAGAAGGGCGUGUGCGUGGUGGUGGGGUGCGGCCCCGUCGGCCUGUGCGCCAUCACGUGUGCCAAGACCAUGUUCGAGACCGUUUUCGCGACCGACCUGGCGCCGCACCGUCUCGAAGCGGCGCGGAAGCACGGCGCGAUCGCCCUCCCGCCCUCUGAGCUGAAGGAGGCGGUUCUGAAGGCCACGGAGGGCCGCGGGGCUGAUGCCGCCUGCGAGGUCGUGGGGCACCAGAGCGCCCUCGACACGGCCAUCGACGCCGUGCGGCCGUACGGCACAGUGGCGAGCUGCGGCCUGCACACGCACGACGUCACCGUCCCCGGCCUGACGCUGUAUGGCAAGAACCUCAAGCUCAUCUUUGGCCGCUGCGCAGUGCGCACCUACACGCCCGCCGCAAUGCAGGUCCUCAAGGACAAUGUGGACCUGUUCGAGAGCUUUGUCGAGCACGAGGUCAGCGUCGACAAGGCGCCAGAGUACUAUGAGAUGUUUGAGAAGAACAAGAUUGCAAAGACGGCGUUUGUGUUUGAGUAG